Molecule: messenger RNA, 4539 nt
Organism: Dunckerocampus dactyliophorus (ringed pipefish)
Lineage: Eukaryota; Metazoa; Chordata; Actinopteri; Syngnathiformes; Syngnathidae
Gene: npas4a
Product: neuronal PAS domain protein 4a
Exons: 8
Coding region: 327-3122 (931 amino acids)
Biological process (GO): regulation of transcription by RNA polymerase II
Molecular function (GO): protein dimerization activity; DNA-binding transcription factor activity, RNA polymerase II-specific; RNA polymerase II transcription regulatory region sequence-specific DNA binding
Source: RefSeq, a predicted model, not a curated record
UUACGUCGGUGUUGGUGCGUCGGGGGCCCCCCUUGUCCCAGGCUAUAUAAGAGACCUGCGAGCAGAGUCCCCCCUCAAACACAUUCACUGAAUCCGGACUUCAGUGCUGAGAGACGCGGCGAGCACAGCCGCCCGUUCAGCCGCUCUCCAUCCGGAGAGGAGAGGAGGGCAGACAUCCAGAAGCUCCAGGAGAACCUUACCAAAAUAUUUUUAAAAAGAGCUGCAAUGAAAGUCCAAUAACAUCACUUCUACAGAUCAGCACUUGCAAGUGUGUAGUGGGAUUUUCCUUUUUUUUCAUCCAACCUGCACUGCAGCAUCACGCAAGCAUGUACCGCUCAACCAAAGGAGCAUCCAAGGCUCGUCGGGACCAGAUCAAUGCCGAGAUUCGGAACCUGAAGGACUUGUUGCCCAUCUCUGACACGGACAAAGCCAGACUGUCGUACCUGCAUAUCAUGUCACUUGCCUGCAUGUACACCAGGAAAUCUGUCUUCUUCACUUCACAGGAAACGGAAAGUGCACCGGGAGAGCAGAGCACAGGAUUCCUCUCUUCCCACGAGCUCACCGACUUGAUGCAGGCGCUGCCGGGCUUCCUGAUGCUGCUCACAGGAGAGGGGAAGCUGCUCUACCUGUCUGACAGCGUCUCCGAGCACCUGGGUCACUCCAUGGUGGAUCUCGUGGCACAGGGAGACAGCGUGUACGACAUCAUUGACGCCUCGGAUCAGCUAACCAUGAGAAACAACCUGUCGAGAUCCACCUCCCCUGAGAUAGAUCGCCUCUUCCGUUGUCGUUUCAACACCUCCAAGUCAGUGCGCAGGCAGAGCGCUGGGAACAAGUUGGUCCUGAUCCGAGCUCGCUGCCUUUCUGCUCCUUCUAUCUCACCUACCACCACCGCUACUGCUGCAGCUGCUGCCGGCACCUACUGGUCCUCCAAUCCAGUCUGGGUGUGUUUCUGCUCCCCUUUGGAGCCUCAUCCCACCCGCUCGGCGGCCGAGACCACGUCGAGUGCUCCUCAGGGUGACACCAACCUGUUUCUGGCCUGUUUUCACUCCCAGCAUGACCGCGACAUGAGGCUACAGGCUGCCCAGGACAGUGUGAGCUCUUAUCUGGGCUUUGAUGUGGCAGCUUUACGUUCCUGCUCCUGGUACAGCCUCCUCCACCCGCAGGAUCUGUCACAUGCCUCCGCUCAGCACCGUAGCCUACUGCGAGAGGGAGGAGAGGGCCGAGCUGAAAUGGUGGUGCGAGUGCAAGCUCAGGACCAGACAUGGGUUUGGAUCUACAUGGUGCUCCAGCUGCAGCCUGGAGAGAUCCCCGUCAGCAGCAACAACUACGUCAUCAGCGAGUCAGAGGCUUGGUCAGUGCGUCAGCAGCUGAGCUCCGAACAGAGCCAGCUCAGCCUGGUUCUCAGCACCGGCCCCUCACAGCAGGAGAGUGUGGGCCUGCAGUCCCCAGAAACCCUCUCCAGCCCAGACCAGGUCUUCACCCCGGGCAGCAGCGGCCUGUCCGGCCAGUCCUUUGACUUCAGCACAGCCGGCUGCAGCGUAGCUUCUUCCGAUGAACGGGCGAGCUUAGCCGCUGAAGUGGUGCGGCUGGAGGGGGAACCUCGCUCCAGCAUCUCUUCCCUGGAGGAGGAGGCCUUCUUCCAGCCACCUCCUGUGCGGAGCCCCUCUGCAGCCUCCUCUCCCACCCCGGUCACGGUUGAGACGGUGUCCGACUUGGACUUUUUAACCCAGAACAUCCUCAUGCCGCCCUCGUUCGAACUGGACCCCCCACUGCCCGCUCUCCCCCUGCCACUUCCCCCUGUGCCCACCUCACAAGCUCAGCAGACCAAAGAGUUUGUGUGCACACCUCCUUACACUCCCCAUGUUGGAGGGGCUAGCUUCCCGUUCGGGGAACCCCUCUUUAGCUUCGACCCCACUGGUACCACCACACCUCCCCCCUCUGCCACCACAGCCACCGCCACCACCUCCUUGGCCCCCUCCACUUCCUCCUCAGCCCCUCCGACCACCGCUUCCAGCCCGGCUCCCCCUACCACCCUGUCCACCAAACUCCCACUCAGCCUUCCCACCCCCUCCACAGAACUCCUGUUCCCGGUGGAGCCCUGCUGUGGAGCUCUGUAUGAGAAACUUCCCCCAACCCCAGACAGCCCCGGGGACGGCGACUGCACGGUGAUGACCCUCCCUGAGGUUCGGGGUCCACUCUAUGUCGACGUACCAUUGGGGCCUCUCCAGUGUCCCCCCGAGGGCCUCCUCACCCCCGAGGCAUCACCGGGUAAACAGCCCUGCCUAUCCUUCUUCUCCAUGGAAAGAGAACAAGAGAAGGAAAGGGCAGAGAUCUCUCUCUUAGCCCAGCACAUCAGCUCCUUGGCAGAGGGAUUCUAUCUGGAUCCCCUCCUGUCCAAACUGUCCCCUCCGUCCAUGUCCCCCUCGUCCUCACCUCCUUCCCCCUUCCCGUCUUCUGCCGACACAGAGGAUUCAAUCCAAGUGCUUCGGGAGUUUUAUCCCAUCAAAGUGUGGCGAGGUCUGGACAUUCCCAUGUUCCUCGAGGACGAUGGCUCUCUCUUUGAAGAGAGCAUCCUAGAAACCAUCCUCCAAGACAUUCCUCCUCAGUCCUCUCCUUUCUCCUCCCCGAUGCCCAGUCCCUCCAGCCCAAUCUCCCCUCAGACCCCCGUGUGCUGGCACCAAGCCUCCCAGUUUGAGGGAGUGGGCCAAUUCUGUAGCGUCCAAUUGGCGCAACCUAACUCUGCGGACGUGCGCGGGGAGACCACGAUGGCCGAGGCAAACAAAGAGGAGGAGCCAGCGGAGGAAGCCAUGGAGAUCGAGGUGGCAUCAUCUCCAAUGUCUCCUUGCACCUCCAUACCGGCUUCUCCUCCUUUGCUCCUCACCACCUCACCGGGACCCAACAUCAUCACUACCACCUCCUCCACACCGGUCUCCCCCGCACCUGCCGCCGUGUCCUGCGCUCAGUCCCUCCUGGAGGAACUGGCCAUCCUGGAGCCCAUGUUUGGGGCAGGUGCCUCGAUCGCCCCUGGUUUAGGGCAACAACCUGAGUUGUAUCAACUCCAGUGUCAUCCAUCGCCACAGUGCUUCCACAAAGAUGGGAGUGGAAGCAUCCCUCCGUUCUAAAAUAAGUCUGUGACUUACUUCAUCAAGUAUGGCAUAUUGUCAUAUUUUGUGGAGACACUUUUACUGCAAAGUAAAACAUAUUUAAGUGUAUAAAUAUACAUUAUGUAUAUACAACUUAACGCCUACAUGUCUCCUGAGAACAAAAAUGGGCUUCCUAUUUUUGUUCAACCUUUAAGCUGUAUACUAGGACACCUGGUGCAACAUUUACACAAGACACAACACACAACAACAACAACAUGGACCCCUGACUGACUGAGUCCCGAGUCCAUGUGGUGCCUACUGCUUCAGAUAUGGGCUCUGAACUUGUUAAGCCUUGUUUAACUUACAGACAUGCAUUUGUAUUCACUCGUAGUGAAAAAAAUUGUUGUGGACAUGAGAAAAAAAGCUUGACUUAUAGCACUUUUUGCCUGACGUGCAGCAACACAAACUCAAAACUCAAAAAAGGUACGAUGACAAUGAACUGAUAGCACACUUCCACGUGAAACAAACAUGAUACACAUUUGAAUUUUGAGUUUGCAGCUUCAAACCUUUAACAUUCCAUAUGUGUCUCUCCAUCUAAACUUGUGGUUACCUUCUGUGAUGUGCAACAAACAAAGUAAGCAUGUGAAGAGAAGAUGGCAUGUGAAGACUUUCCAAGGUGGGGAAAAAUGUUGGUGCCCGGUUGGAAGCUCCGAUCAUGCCACAAAUCCCCUCUUUCCUCGUACUGUACAUUAAGACUCUGAAUGUGGACUCUGGUCUGGGACUUGGGAGUGGGUGGGUGGAGGGUUGGCUGGAUAAUCUCGCAGCAUCAAUAUUUGCAAUGCUGGCAGCUUAUAGCGGCUCCUGUGCGCCUGCUUAUCAUCCAAUGUGACAUCACGACUCCGCUUGGAGGCGCGGUGUAUCGAGGCACAAUCGACUUUCACGCGAACGCGCAAUUCUUCUUUUUUGAGAGGGGUUACGGUCACUUGGGAAGGGGUGCUACCUGCUAUCGUUCACCAAGCGACACGGCUUGAGGACGGUACUAUUCCCAUGGUGUCGACACGCUCACGUAGAGUUGUCUACGGUCAAGUAAAGGAUUGAUUCCUACGUUCUAGCUAUUAAUGGCUAACUUAAUAAACUGUGUAAACUUAUACUAUUGUGUGUGUGUGUGUGUGUGUGUGUGUGUGUGUGUGUGUGUGUGUGUGUGUGUGUGUGCGUGUGUGACACUGGAGGAAGCUAAGAGCAUAUUUUACAUUAAAAACAUGGCUUAUGUUCUUUUCAAGAAGGUUGUAUGAAAAUUGAUUUGUAUGAAAAAGUUUGUACAUAGGACAGAUUUCUAUGGCUGAAAUAUGACUAUAUACUUACAGAAUGGACAUUGUGGACCAGUGUUCUAUUGUGUUGCUUAUAACUGUAUUUGAUUGUCGACAAAUGCAUUUAUAAUAAAGUGCACUUAAUGCGG